AUGGGAUACACGGAACACGCCGCAGGCAAAGCCCAGCACGGCGGCUUCCUGGUGGCUGUGAAGCAGGAGAAGGGCGAGGGCGCCCGGGCGAGCGGCGAGAAGGCGCCGGGCGAGGAGGAGCCGGUGAAGAAGAGGGGCUGGCCCAAGGGCAAGAAAAGGAAGAAGAUCCUUCCCAAUGGCCCCAAAGCCCCUGUGACCGGCUACGUCCGAUUCCUGAACGAGCGGCGCGAGCAGAUCCGCAUGCAGCACCCGGACCUGCCCUUCCCGGAGAUCACCAAGAUGCUGGGGGCUGAGUGGAGCAAACUGCAGCUCUCGGAGAAACAGCGGUACCUGGAUGAAGCGGAGCGGGAGAAGCAGCAGUACAUGAAGGAGCUGCGGGAAUACCAGCAAUCGGAGGCCUACAAGAUGUGCACGGAGAAGAUCCAGGAGAAGAAGAUCAAAAAAGAGGAUGCUACCGCGGCAGCGGUGAACACGCUGCUGAACGGGCACCCACACAAGGCUGGUGAGUGCAGCGACACCUUCUCCACCUUCGAUGUCCCCAUCUUCACGGAGGAGUUUCUGGACCAGAAUAAAGCGCGGGAGGCCGAGCUGCGGCGCCUGCGCAAGAUGAACACGGAGUUCGAGGAGCAGAAUGCCAUCCUGCAGAAGCACACGGAGAGCAUGAACUGCGCCAAGGAGAAGCUGGAGCAGGAGCUGGCCCAAGAGGAGCGGCAGACGCUGGCCCUGCAGCAGCAGCUCCAGUCCGUGCGGCAGGCGCUCGCCACCAGCUUCGCCUCCCUCCCUAUCCCCGGCACCGGGGAGACCCCCACACUGAGCACCCUGGAUUUCUACAUGGCCAAAUUGCACAGCGCCAUCGAGAGCAACCCGCUGCAGCACGAGAAGCUGGUGGUUCGCAUCAAGGAGAUCCUGUCUCGGAUAGCCAGCGAGCACUUGUGAAGAGGACCAGCCCUUCCCGGAGCCUGGGGCCGGCCGGACCACGGCCCUGUCCCUUGGAGCUCCCACGAGGGACAGUCUCCGCAGGGGGUCCGGCUGCCUCCCCGGCCCCCCG
Messenger RNA from Tinamus guttatus (white-throated tinamou), 1048 nucleotides. NCBI's taxonomy places the organism in Eukaryota, Metazoa, Chordata, Aves, Tinamiformes, Tinamidae. The record is from RefSeq and is a predicted model, not a curated record.